Angiostrongylus costaricensis is the source of this 441-nucleotide messenger RNA. The record is from the annotation of a GenBank genome assembly. NCBI's taxonomy places the organism in Eukaryota, Metazoa, Nematoda, Chromadorea, Rhabditida, Metastrongylidae.
UUGUUUACACACAAUUUGUUCUGUGAGGCCUACAACAAGGCAAAUAACACAUAUUGUAAACGUGUCCGAGUUAUCUGCGCUGAACACUACAAAGGUGAAUUGGAAAAUGAACUACAGGUUUGUGCAUACCCUAAAGCUUGGUCAGCUGGUAAAUCACUGACAUUCGCGGAGAUGUUUGAGCACGGAGCGGAUCUUUUGAAAGACCAAGGAUUUUGCUGUGCACCCCGUAAAGAUUGCGUUCAACAUCAUCGAUGGAUCCAGGCUCUUGUGGGAACUAUAGAAUGUGAGCGAAUGAACCUUCUCACGCGGCUCGAUGAACUCCUUGAGCGUAGAAAAACCGUUUCUGUUGGAUGUUCCACACGCGGUGAUGUAAUUUCUCUGCUAAACUUUGUAGUGAGUUUUCGUUCUAUUUCCAAACUGGAUCCUUUUUGCAUUGAGUGA